GUCUUAUUUCUUUCGUUCUUGACUGUAGGGAGAAGAGGUCUUGUCUUGUCUGUGCAGUUUCCUCAUCGUCAGGUGUUUGCUUCAUGUUGUGAGCUAUCCUUUCACUUUAAAUUCACCAUUUCACCGAAGAAUGAGUGAUAACGAUGAUAUCGAAGUCGAUAGUGACGAAGACUCACCGAGAUAUCACAAUGUGGCAGACAAACGAGCACACCACAAUGCACUGGAGCGGAAGCGUAGGGACCACAUCAAAGACAGCUUUCACAGCCUGCGGGACUCGGUGCCCGCCUUGCAAGGGGAAAAGGUUGGUAGAGAGGUGGCGUCAGUCCUACGCGACGCUCGUCCCUCAACAGGGACCAGUGCAGGCGGAAUCGUCGCGCUGUCUGACCAAUCUAUCAAACAGGCGUCCCGAGCUCAGAUUCUAGACAAAGCCACGGACUAUAUCCAGUACAUGAGAAGGAAAAACCACACCCACCAGCAGGACAUCGACGACCUGAAGAGGCAGAACGCACUGCUGGAGCAGCAAGUGCGUGCCCUGGAGAAGGUGAAGGGUUCGACCCAGCUCCAGGCCAGCUACAGUUCUUCAGACAGCAGCCUAUACACCAACCCUAAAGGCAGCGCUGUGUCUGCUUUCGACGGAGGCUCUGACUCCAGCUCCGAGUCCGAGCCAGAGGAACCCCCCGCCCCCAGGAAGAAGCUCCGAGUGGAGGCCAGCUAGAUUGACGGGCCAGCCCACAGCGCCACGCUUGGCGUGGAGGGGUACUGCAUGCACAGUUACUGGUCCAGUAGUCGGUGCUGCUCCUCUGUUUCUCACUACCACCUCCUCCUUCCCUCCCUCCCUGCAUAUCGCUGAAUGUGCUCUCGCUGGAGAAUGCAGACGCUAUCCGUCCCUGCCGAUCUGUCUAUCCUGACGUUCUUUCAUCACGCCAUCCCCUGGGGAGGGAGGGAAGCCAGCUGGGAGGAAGAAAAGGAGACUGAUUUUAGAAUAGGACGUGCAAAGCUUCUGUUUUUUUUUUCCCUUGUCGGUUGCUUUCUUCCUUUUCUGUCCUCUCUCUCUCUUUCUGACUUCACAGCUUUGGUAUCUCUCAGCAACUAUCCAAAACCCCAACAUGAGGCAGCUUCACUACCUAAAGGACUCGAUGCUUUUGUGCCCUCUACUACGUACUCUCUCCUCUCGGCUGAAAACUACGGAGAGAAGAGAGGGAGGCGUACUCCAAGCACUGAGAACACGUAAUACUUUUGUUUAGUUCAUCAAUUUAUCUUGAUAAGAACCUGUUUUAGAAUUUAUACACGCGCUUAGAAGAGUCGUCCUGUCGGUUGGAGAGGCAUACCUUCAAAACAUUUGUGCUUUUUUUUUUUUUUACACACACAAAAAAAAAGUACUUUUGAUGUGAUAAACAAACCUCAGGCCAACAGGAUUGCAGAUCUUUUCCAUUUUGACACGUUUUAGAAAUUAAAUAUCAUCCCCUUUGUGGAAAAUAAUUGAUGUUAUGAAAAAAAGAUUCCAAAACUUGUAUCGUAUUUCGUCCUUUAGCUUUGAACUAGUGAAUGAAUUUAGGUGGCAGAGCAAAAGUUAGGAAUCUUGAUGAUAAAAAAAAUAAAAAUGGUUAUUGGAUGUUUUCAAGUUCUCUAAAAAAAAAUGUGAUGCAUUUUGUAUUCUCACAAAUCAUUGAAAAAUACCAAUUUGUCACUUGUAGUUUUCCUUCAAAGUAUGAAAUAGAUAUGGAUUAUCAAAAGGUAGUCCAUUUUUAUUUUAUUUUUCAAUAUGAGGAGAAAAUUAAGUCAAUAUGUUGUGAAUUACACAGUAAAAUCUUAAAUGUCGCUGACUCAACUAAAAAAGAAGCAUUUUGCAUCUAGGAAAUGUGUGUAUAUUCCCCUCCCACCCCCUUUUUUUAGGGUAUGAUUACUGUAUACUAGAUAGAUCUUUGAUUCCAUUCCAUGGAAAUUACAAGUAUGUUGUACAUACUGCCAAGAAUUGUCUUGCAAGUUGAGGCCUACCUUUACUAUGAGACUAUAAAUAAAACUAUUUUAUCCUUUAAAAA
Oncorhynchus nerka (sockeye salmon) is the source of this 2039-nucleotide messenger RNA. RefSeq names its product protein max. Lineage: Eukaryota; Metazoa; Chordata; Actinopteri; Salmoniformes; Salmonidae. Gene Ontology annotation, cellular component: RNA polymerase II transcription regulator complex. The record is from RefSeq and is a predicted model, not a curated record. The transcript is spliced from 6 exons. Gene Ontology annotation, biological process: positive regulation of transcription by RNA polymerase II. Bases 131 to 715 code for a protein of 194 amino acids. Gene Ontology annotation, molecular function: DNA-binding transcription factor activity; protein dimerization activity.